Molecule: messenger RNA, 3917 nt
Organism: Impatiens glandulifera
Lineage: Eukaryota; Viridiplantae; Streptophyta; Magnoliopsida; Ericales; Balsaminaceae
Product: histone-lysine N-methyltransferase ATX4-like
Biological process (GO): regulation of transcription by RNA polymerase II
Molecular function (GO): protein binding
Source: RefSeq, a predicted model, not a curated record
AUCGACUACUCUGGGGGGUGAGCAGUUUUUAAUUUAAAGAACAGGGAAGGAAGAAAGGAAGGAGGAGAUAUAUAUAUACAUAUACUACAUAAAGUCAAUCGCAAUCUUCCCGCUUUCUCUCUUAUCCUUUGCGAUUCCGGUUGAGUUUUCGGGGUUCGAUUCUCGUCGGUCGUUCGGAGGUAACACUUUCUUUUUCUUUCUCGCUCGCUCGCUCGCCCGGUCGGAAUUAUUAGGGCUCAGGGAUCGUGGAAAUUAGGGGUUUGUUUGAUUCAUUAUUGAUUCGGAUUGGGAUUGGGAUUUCGACAAGGUUUUUAUUUUAGGAGAGAUGAUAAUCAAGCGUAACUUCAAAUCGGUAAUGCCGACUCUCAAGCGGUGCCGAGUUGGUGACUCUGGUAUUGAGGAAGAUGAAGAAUCUGGUAAUAAUAGGAAGAGACGCAAACUUAGUCAAUAUUAUCCUCUUCAUCUUCUCGGGGAAGUCGCUGCCGGUAUAAUCAUUCACCGGUUAUCUACCUCUCAACGGAGAAACACCUCCGUCGCGGAAUGGUGUUUCGAACCGGAGAGUCCAGGGGAGGAGAAGAAGCCUAAACUCAUUAGUAGUAGUAGUGCAGUAGUGAGCUUUAGAGAGAGAAAUGAUACGGCAGCAGUGGAGGCUUCACGUCCUGCAUUGGUCAGGACUUCGAGAGGGAGAGUUCAGGUGUUGCCGUCUAGGUUUAAUGAUUCGGUUAUUGAUAAUUGGAAGAAGGAAAGGGGUAAAAGUGGUGGUGGUGGUGGUGAUAAGGGUUCGAAUUUGGAUCCUGAGUUUACUCCCAACAAAGAGAAAUUCAACUUGAAGAACCCUAAGAUCCGAGGACAUGUUGUUAGUAAGGAACGUACCGGGGAGGACAGAGUGCCCUACCAAUGUCCAAAAGUCCCACACUUUACUGAGGAAGGAGAAGACAAGGCGUUUUCAUGGUCGAAGAACUUCAGUUACAGGAAAGAUCUGCAUUUUACUUCCCGUAGUUCACUUAAUCCAUGCCGGAAGCAAUCGAUUAAGACAGAGAGUUUACCCCAUGGAGAAUUCGAAAACCCUAGAGAAUUGACUUAUACCGAUGGAUCACUACAGGACACAGAGAGGAAAAAAGGGUUUUAUGGGCCUGAGGAUUUUGUUUCGGGAGAUAUAGUUUGGGCAAUGUCCGGGAAGAAUUAUCCUGCUUGGCCAGCUGUUGUUCUUGAUCCACAAACAGAAGCUCCACAUCAGGUCUUAACCUUCCAGGUUGUUAAGGCAGCAUGUGUGAUGUUUUUCGGCUAUUCGGGAAAUGGAACACAACGGGAUUAUGCUUGGGUCAAACGUGGAAUGGUAUUUCCAUUCCUUGAUUAUGUAGACAGAUUCCAGGGACAGACUGACUUGAAUGAUAGCAAGCCCAGUGAUUUACGGUCUGCAAUUGACGAGGCCUUUUUGGCCGAACAAGGCUUUAAUGAGAUGUUGAUGGUGGAGAUUAAUGCAGCUGCUGGAAAUUUGGACUAUCUAAAUUCUCUACGAGAUAGGGUUCAGGAAGAUAGUGCUUCAGAUCAGGAUAAUGAAUCUGAAACUCAGAAGCAGACAACUAAGAAAUGUGACAGCUGCGGAUCAAGUCUUUUCGAUAAAUAUCCUUGUAAAUCGAAGGAUUUAACUCCAGGAGGCCGACUGUGCGAGUCCUGUGCAAGGUUGAAAAAAUUAAAGCAUUCUUGUAGUGUAUGUAAGAAGAUCCGGCAUAAUUCGGACAGUAGUAGCUGGGUACGAUGCCAUGGUUGUAAAGGUUGGUUACAUGUUGCAUGUGAUAAAAUUCAUAGCAGCUUUCUGAAGGAUCAUGUUUCCUCGGAUUACAAUUGCCCGGAGUGCAGGGCAAGGUCCAAUUUUGAGUUGUCAGACUCAGAUUUGCAGUCUAAAGUCAAAAACAAUAAGAACACACUUCCUGACAAUGUUACUGUUGUAUGCUCUGGUGUGGAAGGCACAUAUUUUCCAAGUCUUCACUUGGUGGUGUGUAAUUGUGGGUUAUGUGGCUCAGAAAAACAGAGCCUUAGCGAAUGGGAGCGACAUACAGGCUCCAAAGCCAAAAAUUGGAAGACUAGCGUGCGAGUUAAAGGUUCCAUGCUAGCACUGGAGCAAUGGAUGCUACAAAUCGCAGAGUUUCAUUCACGUAGUAUUGUUUCAGCAAAAACUAAGAAACGACCUUCAUCAAAGCUCCUAAAGCAUAAGCUUCUAUCAUUUUUACAAGAGAAAUACGAGCCUGUUUACGCAAAGUGGACAACAGAACGAUGUGCUGUCUGUAGAUGGGUUGAAGAUUGGGAGUACAACAAAAUUAUUAUAUGCAUAAGAUGCCAAAUAGCUGUACACCAAGAAUGUUAUGGUGCAAGGAAUGUGAAAGAUUUCACUUCAUGGGUUUGCCGAGCUUGUGAGACACCAGAUAUGAAGCGCGAGUGUUGCCUCUGUCCUGUGAAAGGAGGUGCUAUGAAACCUACUGAUGUCGGAGAAUUAUGGGUUCAUGUUACUUGUGCUUGGUUUCGACCUGAAGUUGCUUUUUCCAAUGAUGAAAAGAUGGAACCUGCAGUUGGAAUUUUAAGAAUUCCAUCAAGUUUCUUUGUAAAGAUCUGCGUUGUUUGUAAACAAAUUCAUGGUUCCUGCACACAGUGCUGUAAGUGUUCCACCCAUUUCCAUGCCAUGUGUGCAUCAAGAGCUGGAUAUCGUAUGGAGCUGCACUGCUUUGAGAAAAAUGGAAAGCAAAUCACUAAAAUGGUUUCAUAUUGCGCCUAUCACAGGGCACCAAACCCAGACAAUGUUCUAAUUGUACAGACUCCUCUAGGGGUUUUCUCCACCAAAAAUCUGCUCCAAGAGCAGAAACGCACAGGUUCAAGGUUGAUUGCCAAUAGGUUGAAACUUCAAGAGGCUCCUUCAACUGUGGAGACUACUGAGAUUGAUCCAUUUUCUGCAGCGAGAUGUCGAAUUUUUAGAAGAACCAAUAAUAAGAGGACAGAAGAAGUGGGGGCCAUUAUUCACUGGAUAAGGAGACCUUGUCAUCAUUCAUUGAAUGUGAUGCUGAGACUGAACAGUUUUAGAAAAAUUGAAGAACCAAAAGCUUUUACCACUUUCAGAGAACGGCUGCAUCACUUGCAAAAAACUGAAAAUGAUCGAGUAUGCUUUGGGAGGUCAGGAAUCCACAGAUGGGGUCUAUUUGCACGUAGGAACAUUCAAGAAGGAGAAAUGGUUCUUGAAUAUCGUGGUGAACAGGUUAGACGCAGUGUUGCAGAUCUGAGGGAAGGAAUGUACCGUAGACAAGGAAAAGAUUGCUAUCUAUUCAAGAUAAGUGAAGAAGUUGUGGUGGAUGCUACAGACAAAGGGAAUAUUGCUCGUUUGAUCAACCAUUCAUGCAUGCCCAACUGCUAUGCUAGAAUUAUGAGUGUGGGUCAAGAUGAGAGCAGGAUUGUGCUGAUUGCCAAGACUAAUGUGUCUGCUGGGGAUGAAUUGACGUAUGACUACUUAUUUGAUCCGGAUGAGUGUGAUGAAUUUAAAGUGCCUUGUUUGUGUAAAGCUCCAACAUGCAGGAAGUUCAUGAACUAGAAGAAAAAGAGAAGAAACCAAAAUAGAAAAAAAAGAAACAAACAAACAAACAAACAAACAAACCACCACCAUUAUUUAUUUCUCUCCCCAAGGAGCUCUAACCACCACUCAACCUUAAUACGGAAACCCCCUUCUUCUUCUUCUUCUUCUCUCACCCUUGGCCAGAUUGGUUUUUUGUAAUUUUGUUUUUUUAUACUAAAAGAUAUCUGUCCUUUUUGGUUGUUGGAAGCAUCAUCAUUCUUGUGUAAAUUAGUAGUAGUCUUUUAUGUUAUUUUACUUGCUUUGACUCUCAGUUUCUCUUCAGCAAGAGAUAUAUAUAGAAAGAAUUCUUCAUACUUUUAAG